Hibiscus syriacus is the source of this 1525-nucleotide messenger RNA. RefSeq lists its product as uncharacterized. Bases 314 to 1525 code for a protein of 403 amino acids. Lineage: Eukaryota; Viridiplantae; Streptophyta; Magnoliopsida; Malvales; Malvaceae. The transcript is spliced from 8 exons. The record is from RefSeq and is a predicted model, not a curated record.
CUGCUGCUCCGUCACCGGUGGAUGGAACUCCAACCAAUUCCAAUUUCAGUAGCAGCAGCAGCACAAAUCAGUCUCAUUAUGCGCCACUGCACCACCCUCGUCCUCAUCCUCCUUCCCCAUAGCAACCGCCUUCCUGGGGUCCGCCUCCGCAUCCGGAUCAUUCCGCUUAUCCUCCGCCUCCUCCUCUUCCUUUUCCUCCGCACCCUCAUAACGGAAGUAAUCACUUCACUCCACUGCCACCCCCUCCUCCCAUUCCUAGACCUUACAUGCCUCCUUCGCAGAUUUCCAAUACUUUCUCUCACGUCAAUCAGGAAUGGAGCAAUUCAAACUGGUCUCAUCACCAUGCCAUAAUAACGUGGAGGAUUGGGGAGCCAAAGCUAGAGAAUGGGCAAACACUAGGGCUGCAAUGCAGGACCAGCUGGUGCAAUCACCAAUUACUCCAGCUGGCAGACCGGAAGAGCAAAAUCAUUUUCAGGAUCCAUAUUCACAAGAUGUUGAUUCUCAUUAUAUGGACGCCCAACAGUCACUGCCAAUUUCUAGCUAUCCGCAGUUCCCUGUUCCAGCAUCAUCUCCUCAUGGAUCACCAGUAACUUAUCCAACUGAGACUUUGUCUAACAGCUCCAGACCAUCUUCAUAUAUUUCUGAUGGUUAUCCGCCUUGCCAUGUUAGAGAUGGAACUUCACUUAUGGAUCCUAACAGUGGAUUUCUUCACCAAGAAAGUUUACCUGCCAGUUCGUCUGUUCAUCUGCAGGAGGUACCUUCUUGUUAUUCUUCGGUUUCAGGAAAGGAAAAGUCUGCACAAGAAAAGGAACAGCCAUAUAAGUCAUUUCCCUUGCCCAUCAGCUCUAGAGUCAGAUCUUUGUCGUAUGGAAAUCAGGCAGUGGAUCCUGCAGCUGAUCUUAGUGAUCGUCCUUUAAAUUUUGCACCUAGGUUUAAUAAUGAUCAUGACCGACAAAUGCAAUCCAAUUAUGCUGUUCAUCAUGAAUCACUAGGAAGAGGCAUUGAUCCCAUUGCUCUAUCAUCUUCAAUUAACUCAUGGACUUCUCCAGUAGCACCUGAUGUGGUUUAUCCUCCUGUUCUUCCACCUGGAGCACAGCAUGACCCGUUGUUGCCUUCCCCCGUUUCUGGACACGUGGCACCUUCAUUUCCAAGGUUUCCUGGGCCAAGUUUUCAGCCAAACAUUCCAUCUGCAACUGCUCCUUUUGUUCUUGGUGUGGGAGUUCAACUUCAUCCUUCUACAGCCUUUCCUGUUAUUGCUGAGUUCUUGUCAUGGAAUUUCAUCCAGGGUCCUCUGCCUAAUUGGCUUGAGGAGGAAAUAUUAAGGAACAAAGCCACUAUAGCUAAGUCUUCUCUCGAACAUCCUAAAGAAGAAACAGAAUCCAUUGAGUAUGAAGCUGUUGAUAAAUCCUUGGCUAAAAAUGGUCAAGCAGAUAGCAAAAGCAUUGAUUCCUCUAGAUCAACUGAAGAAGAGGACGAUGAUGAGGAUUAUGUUGAAGCUGCUAGAACUGCAACUUUUUUUUUAUAA